CACUUUACCCAUACCCCCUCAUGUUGCAUGAUACCUGCAGGGUUAUAUGCGAGGUAAUAACAGGUGAGCCAUUCCAACAAACAAAGAUAUGUCAGACAUGCAGGAGACACUGCUGCUGGGAUCAGAGGGAAUUAAGAAAACAAUACUUCAUGGAGGAACAGGAGAAAUUCCAAAACUCAUCACUGGAGCAAAGGUGACUUUCCAUUUCCGCACCCAGCUGUGUGACGAUGAACGUACAGUGAUAGAUGACAGCAAAGUGGUGGGGACGCCCAUGGAGAUUGUGAUCGGCAACAUGUUUAAACUGGACAUUUGGGAGACCCUGUUGUCCUCCAUGAGGAUCGGCGAGGUGGCCGAGUUUUGGUGUGACACCAUUCACACUGGCGUUUAUCCACUUGUGGCCAAGAGUAUGCGACGCAUUGCAGAGGGCAAAGACCCCGUCGACUGGCACAUCCACACGUGUGGUAUGGCUAACAUGUUUGCCUACCACAGCCUUGGCUACGACGACCUGGAUGAGUUGAUGAAGGAACCCAAACCGCUCUUUUUUGUCCUGGAGCUGCUCAUGGUGCAGCAGCCCAGUGAGUACAACCGGGAGUCGUGGGCUCUGAGUGAUUCGGAGAGGCUGAAGGCGGUUCCUGUGCUGCAUGGCCAAGGGAACAAGUUCUACAAACAGGGACGUUACCAAGAGGCCACACAAAAGUACAAGGAGGCCAUCAUCUGCAUCAAAAAUGUUCAGACUAAGGAGAAAGCGUGGGAGGUUCCCUGGAUGAAGCUGGAGAAAAUGGCCAACACAUUAACCCUCAACUACUGCCAGUGUUUGUUACGCAUGGAGGAAUACUACGAGGUCAUCGAGCACACCAGUGACAUCAUCAAUCAGCACCCAGGCGCAGUGAAGGCCUUCUUCCUGCGAGGGAAGGCCCACGUGGAGGUUUGGAACGAGGCAGAGGCGCGGCAGGACUUCACCAGGGUGUUGGACCUGGACCCAGGCAUGAAGAAGGCUGUCAAGAAGGAGCUGGCUGUACUUAACAUGCGCAUGGAAGAGAAGAACCGUGAGGACAAGGACAAGUACAAGGGCAUGUUUUGACCAGUCUGAGAUAAUUCAGUGAAGAGGGCAGAGGCAGAUGGGGCUCUGUGGCACUAUGAGGGGGUCAGUGAAAGAUUCAUCCAAUAAAGUGAUUAUGAAAGGCCUGUAAUUGUACUUUUUACAAAUGUUUCAUGUAAUAUGAAAUAGUAAUUGAAUAAAGUUCUUACAUAUUCA
Molecule: messenger RNA, 1255 nt
Organism: Solea senegalensis (Senegalese sole)
Lineage: Eukaryota; Metazoa; Chordata; Actinopteri; Pleuronectiformes; Soleidae
Gene: aipl1
Product: aryl hydrocarbon receptor interacting protein-like 1
Exons: 6
Coding region: 89-1081 (330 amino acids)
Molecular function (GO): peptidyl-prolyl cis-trans isomerase activity; protein binding
Source: RefSeq, a predicted model, not a curated record